Molecule: messenger RNA, 2121 nt
Organism: Onychomys torridus (southern grasshopper mouse)
Lineage: Eukaryota; Metazoa; Chordata; Mammalia; Rodentia; Cricetidae
Gene: Gtf2h3
Product: general transcription factor IIH subunit 3
Exons: 13
Coding region: 72-1001 (309 amino acids)
Biological process (GO): regulation of DNA-templated transcription; nucleotide-excision repair
Cellular component (GO): transcription factor TFIIH core complex; transcription factor TFIIH holo complex
Source: RefSeq, a predicted model, not a curated record
GUGGGCGCGCGCGCGCGCGCGCGCGUGAGACACGAACCGUGGGCGGCUCUUCACCGAGGCGUAGGGGCGCCAUGGCCGCGGACGAAGAUGAGGUGAAUCUUCUGGUUAUCGUAGUUGACACCAACCCGAUUUGGUGGGGCAAGCAAGCAUUAAAGGGAUCUCAGUUUACUUUAUCCAAGUGCAUGGAUGCCGUGAUGGUGCUGGCCAACUCCCACCUGUUCAUGAACCGCUCCAACCAGCUGGCUGUGAUAGCCAGUCACAUUCAGGAGAGUCGGUUCUUGUACCCGGGGAAGAACGGCAGACUUGGAGACUUCUUCGGGGACCCUGGCAACCCCAUUCCUGACUGUAAUCCCUCUGGGAGUAAAGAUGGGAAGUACGAGCUGCUGACAGCCGCAAACGAGGUGAUCGCCGAGGAGAUCAAAGACCUGAUGACCAAGGGUGACCUAAAGGGCCAGCACACGGAGACACUACUAGCGGGAUCCCUCGCCAAAGCCCUUUGCUACAUCCACAGAGUGAACAAGGCAGUUAAAGAUAAUCAGGAGAUGAAAUCAAGGAUAUUGGUAAUCAAGGCUGCAGAGGACAGCGCGCUGCAGUACAUGAACUUCAUGAACGUCAUCUUUGCUGCUCAGAAGCAGAAUAUUCUCAUUGAUGCCUGCGUCCUAGACUCGGAUUCAGGGCUUCUCCAGCAGGCUUGUGACAUCACAGGGGGAUUGUACCUGAAGGUGCCUCAGAUGCCUUCUCUCCUGCAGUACUUACUGUGGGUUUUUCUUCCGGAUCAAGAUCAGCGAUCUCAGCUAAUCCUCCCACCUCCAAUCCAUGUGGACUACAGGGCUGCCUGUUUCUGUCACCGAAGUCUCAUUGAGAUUGGCUAUGUCUGCUCCGUCUGUCUGUCCAUUUUCUGCAAUUUCAGCCCCAUCUGCACCACGUGCGAGACAGCCUUUAAGAUCUCCCUCCCUCCUGUACUGAAGGCCAAGAAAAAGAAACAGAAGGUGUCCCUGUGAUGAGCCCCACAAGCUUCCCCAUCUCUCGCCACAGGCUGAGUCUCCCAGGGGAACCCUGCUCUCGUCCCGUGCUUGUAGGGUGGAGCUGAAGUGCACCCCAGGCCUGUGACGUCAUCUGGAAAGGGGCCAGCACGGCCUUAGGACAUACUGUUUGUUGUUUUAAGGUAGCAGUUGUUUGGUGGAAGCUGGCUGAUGCUGCCUUGUUGUUUCUGUUCAUUGGGGAUGGCCUUGCAUGUCCUUGGCCGGCACCCCACCGCUGAGCUGCACCCCACCGCUGAACUGCAGCCCCUGGCACUUUGUUCUUAGAUGGUCCUCUGUCAAAGCUUAUCAUGGUGGAUACUGGGGCUUCUGUACCUCAAGAUGGCAGUGUGUGAAGUUGGAAGCCAUUCAGGACGGUGACCAGCAUUGGGUCCUUAUCAGUCAUGACAAAGCAUCUUAGUUGGACAGGUGGUAUGUGCCUGGAAACUUGGGAGACUGAGGCAGGAAGGCUUUGGGUUCAGAUCCUGCCUGGGAUAUACAUUUGAUCCUGUCUUUCAAGAAAAUGAACAUUUUAUAUCAAACAAAUUGUCUCUUUUAACUAUAUUCAAAUGUAAUCUGACCUAAAGGCACAAGCCUUCAGUCUGGGCACUCAGAGAGCAGAGUUUGAGGCCAGCCUGGUCUACAUAGUGGGUUCAAAGCAACCAGGGCUGCAACUGGCCACCUUGUUUACAAAAACCAACCAACCAAUGGUCUCAUGUAAACAAUUAACUUGAGGUUCACCUUUGGUGUUAACAGUUCUGUGUUCAUCUGAUACACCAGCAUAUUUGUACAAAGCGAACUAAAAUGAUUAGUAAUGGUUUUUCACCAAAAACGUAUAAAAUUGGAAUUUAAAUCUGCAAGGAGCUCAAGCCCCGGGGCUGUAGUAAAGUCUGUCAGAGACACAUGAGGAAGAGUUUCUUGGCUGGGGUCAGACAGCCCCUUACUGGGAAAAAGAGCUAUCUACAGGUAAGAUUCUGUCAUUAAAAAAAAAAAAACGAGUAACAUUAAUAGUGGAGAACUGUUGAAUACUAGAAAUGUAAAUUAGUUCAAUAGAAACAGUUGUAAUUGCAACAAUAAAAAUUCUAUUUUUAUAUUUACUAAU